Molecule: messenger RNA, 1659 nt
Organism: Anguilla anguilla (European eel)
Lineage: Eukaryota; Metazoa; Chordata; Actinopteri; Anguilliformes; Anguillidae
Product: serine/threonine-protein phosphatase 6 regulatory ankyrin repeat subunit C-like
Exons: 1
Coding region: 91-1659 (522 amino acids)
Molecular function (GO): protein binding
Source: RefSeq, a predicted model, not a curated record
AGAGAGGUUUAACAGACCUGCUCCCCAGCUGAAAAGGCACUUCACCAUCCGCGUGUUAACUGCUGUUCUCGAAAAAUACCCCCUGAAAAUAUGCUUAAACUCCCUGAAAAAGGUAGCGGCCAAACGGGCUCAAAAAUUCUCCUGGAAGCCAUGUCAAAAGACAAGGUCCAUCUGGCUCGGUUCAUCCUCGAUGCUCUGGACGGAAAAAUUAUCGACUCCACAAGCGAGGGAGCCGCGACCCCGCUCAUCACAUCCGUGCUGCUGCCGGACAGCCAGGCCAGAUCCAAGUUCAUGAACCUUCUGCUGCAGCGCGGCGCGAGCGUCAACCGUCAAGACGAGCGCGGGCGCACCGCUUUGAGUUACGCCUGUGAAAAGGGUUACCUGGACGCAGUGAAGGUGCUGGUUCAGAACAAUGCCGACCCAGAGGUCGUGGACAGUUGGGGGAACACUGCCUUGAUGUACGCGUCUGUGGCCGGCCAUUCUGCCGUAGUGGACUUUUUGGUGAGGGCGUUCAAGAGGCUCGGUCUGCAAAUUGAUAGACAAAACAAAGUUGGAAACUCGGCUGUGGAAGUGGCGAAGUAUCUGGGACACAAAGACUGUUUAUUUGCCCUCACGAGUAAAACGAAGAAAAGCCACGACGAUGCCUUGAGAGAUUUUGACAGUAAUGAAGGCGAAAAUAGCCGUGGGAAAAAGCCCACGCACGCUUCAGAGGUGAAUGAUACCCAGAGCCAAAGUCACUUCUGUCCAAAGGGUGUGGACGCUGCGAGAACGGGAGAGGAUUCCAUUGCGGCAUCUUCGAGUCGAAGAGAGUCUUCAUUUCUACGGAGUCGAAUCCAAUCCAUGGAUUCAAUAGAGGAGUUUGAGAGGGAGGGCGACGCUGCGCUCUCCUGGCCAGGUGAUUUAUCCGGUGUCCCAGUUCAAAAACCUCACGCCCGGUCAUAUCACGGCCAAAACAAUAAUAGAACAUUUAAAUUAGGGGAAAAUAAUAGACGGUAUAAUGUAGCGCCUUUACCUAGACCCACGGAUAACCAGUUCCCACUGCUGUUCUCACCAAGGCCGGCUAAAAACGCAUUAAAUCGUCGCGCGUCAGCAUGUACCGGAGCCUCCGCCGCCGGUCCAUCGAACAGUCCUCUUGGAGUUUUGUUAACUCCUAUUCCGGGAUCAAAAGGUGGGAAACCAGAGACAGAAAGUGAAACGCAGAAGAAAAACGUCAUGGACUUCGGUAUCCGUCUAUUUCAUGACAGUUACUAUCAGAAACGGAGCAGUUUGCCGACAAGUGUCCUCAGACCUGCACCGCCAGCGCGCGCGCUCAUGCCCUCACGCAAAACUAAAACGGUGCAGGAGGACACGCUGCUAGGCAGCACUGCGACUCCUGCCGUUACUGCAGCAGGAGCGCCCACGAGCUUCGCCGUCCUUGGAAACAAACUGUUGCGGCGCUUCACUUUUCCGGAGUUGAAAAAGUCCACGAAAGGUGUGAGCGGGGACGGGUCCGGCGGCACGCACUCCGGAAGUCCCGAAGUGACAGAGCCAGGGAUGCCGAAAUCAGAGAGUUACCCCCUGGUCACGCGGCACGCUCCGGUGGGAAGCAAGCCCAGUAUCGACAGCAUCAGCGCUGUGAAGUGCGAGUUCGACUUCCACUUCAAACUGAGUCCAUCCUGA